Diachasmimorpha longicaudata is the source of this 4356-nucleotide messenger RNA. RefSeq lists its product as uncharacterized. Gene Ontology annotation, molecular function: 2 iron, 2 sulfur cluster binding; oxidoreductase activity; FAD binding. The transcript has 23 exons. The record is from RefSeq and is a predicted model, not a curated record. NCBI's taxonomy places the organism in Eukaryota, Metazoa, Arthropoda, Insecta, Hymenoptera, Braconidae. Bases 405 to 4217 code for a protein of 1270 amino acids.
AUCCCCUCCUAGACCGCACGGAAACACGUUUACGGGAUGAAAAAAAAUAAAAUCCCAAAACCUCGACAAUUAUAUCCCCCUUUCACUGAAAUUUAUUAAUUACGAAGUGGAAGAUGUCCGGAAAAUUCGAUUCGAGUAGUUCAAUCGACUAUUGAAUGUCUGCGUUAUGUCGGAAAUAUAAUUUCCAGAGGAAGGGGCAUCACUGGCAGUAGAGUAAACCACAACUUCGACUUCAUUCUGACUCUUUCAAAUUACUCUACUGUACGAACUGCUAGUGAGUACCUCAUCAAUUCUAUUGUGCGAAAUAAACGAUUACCAUUCGCAAUAUCUGAAGGGUUGAUAGGAAAAUUCAUAGAAAAAUCUCUGAGGUUUUCUUGAGAUUUGGAAAUAAAAUUGUUGGUGAGAUGGAUUUUCGCAGUGAGAUCGGUGCCAGAGAAACCGCCAGAGACACGGUGAGGAUCACCAUCAAUGACGUUGUCUACACCGUUGACGGGGAUAUCCGCCCUGAGACUUCGCUGAAUGUCUUCAUCAGGGAUCAGGCACUCUUGCGAGGGACCAAGUCCAUGUGCCUUGAGGGUGGCUGCGGCGUAUGCGUUGUGGCUGCUGAAAUACGGGGUGAAACUCUAGCUGUUAAUUCGUGUCUCGUGCCUGUUCAAAUUUGCAAUGGUUGGAAAAUCAAGACUAUCGAGGGGAUCGGGAAUAAAAAGGUGGGUUACCAUAGGAUUCAGGCGAUCCUCGCAGAGAUGAACGGCUCUCAAUGCGGUUAUUGUUCUCCCGGAAUGAUAAUGAAUAUGUAUAGUUUGAUACAGGGUAGAGAGAUGUCGAUGAAAGAGAUUGAAAAUUCAUUCGGUAGCAACAUUUGUCGUUGCACCGGUUACCGUCCCAUUCUGGAAGCGUUCAAAGGCCUAGGGAAUGACGCAGAUCCUGCUAUGGUGCAAAAGAUUCACGACAUCGAGGAGUUAUACGAAUUAAAAAAAUGUCCGAAGUCGGGCAAGCCCUGCAAAGGCGACUGCAAGCCCUCGGAGGAACCCGCAAUAUUGGAGGAAGUCCGCAUGGAUUUCGGAGAUGUUAAAUUUCAAAAGGUACUCGACAUUGUCAGUCUAUUCGAAGUAUUCACUGGCAAUCCAAAUGCCAGUUACGUUCUCAAUGGCGGUAACACAGCACACGGUGUCUAUCGACUGGAAAAGCCCCAGCUAUACAUCGACCUCAACGACAUCAGCGAUCUCCGCAGAGUCGAGAAGACAGCGGACAGCCUGAUCCUGGGUGGGAACGUCUCCCUGACGGUCAUCAAGAACAGCUUCAUCAAAUACUCCAGCGACACCGGUUUCAAUCACCUUCGGCAAAUGGCCGAUCAUGUGGACCUGAUCGCGAGUGUACCAAUACGCAAUAUCGGCACAUUGGCGGGGAACCUCAUGAUAAAGCACCAGCACAACGAAUUCCCCUCGGACCUGUUCCUCAUACUGGAGACUGCAGGAGCCAAAAUUCACAUACUGGAAGGUCGAGGACAGGAGAGGGUCUUCAACCUCAUGGAGUUCAUCGAAAUGGACAUGAAUCACAAGAUCAUAUACCGCAUCGUGUUACCAGCGUUGGAGACAGAACACGUCUAUCGAUCCUACAAGAUAGCCCCGAGAGCCCAAAACGCACACGCUUACGUGAAUGCUGGAUUCCUCUUGAAACUUGAUACAUCUGGAACAGUUCAAGAAGUCCCCAAUAUUCUCUUCGGUGGCAUCAGACCCAAUUUUCUUCAUGCUACUGCCACUGAAAAGUACUUAACUGGCAAAUGCCUAUUGGACAAAAAAGUCCUCAAACAGGCCCUGGAAACACUGGCCUCAGAGUUGAAUCCCGAUCACGUCCUGCCGGAUUAUUCUCCAGAGUUCAGGAAAAAUCUAGCCCUGGGAUUGCUCUACAAGUUCGUCCUGAGUAUAAAACCAGAAGUCGUGGACGAGAAGUUACGCAGUGGUGGGACGAUACUGGAGCGUGAUCUCUCGUCUGGGAGGGUUGAUUAUGAAACGGACAAGUCACUCUGGCCGUAUAAUAAACCCCUCCCCAAGACUGAGUCGAUCUAUCAGACGUCUGGCGAGGCAGAGUACGUCAAUGACAUACCACCCCAGCCACGGGAGGUUUCCUGCGCUUUUGUAUACACUAUCUUCUCCAGUGGAAAAAUAACGAAUAUCGAUGCCUCUGAAGCUCUGGCGAUGAAGGGGGUUGUUGCCUUCCUAUCGGCCAAGGAUGUGCCAGGAAAAAAUCUCGCCAUCGAUUCGGCGAAUAAAGACCCCUGGGACCCCCAAGACGAGAAGCUGUUCGCAGAAAAUAUCGUUGAAUUCGCAGGUCAGCCAAUCGGACUGAUUUGCGCUGAGACUCAUGCAAUUGCUGAGGAAGCCUCGACGAAAGUGAAAGUUACUUAUUCUGACAUUGCGAAGAAGAAGCCCAUAAUAACGAAUCAAGACGCAAUCGAUUCUGGGGACAGAGGGAGAAUGAAGGAGGAGGAUAAUACCCCUCCAGAAAGACAAGGCACCAAUCCAGUUGCUGAAGUGAUAAAAGGUACCUUCAAUUGUGGGCCUCAGUAUCACUUCACAAUGGAACCUCAGUCCUGCGUUUGUAUCCCAACUGAGGAUGGAAUGGACGUCUACCCAACGUCUCAAUAUAUAGACCAGGUCCAAGUAUCCAUAGCUUCAUGUCUGGGGAUUCCAAAUAACAGCAUCAACAUUCGAGUCAGAAGACUGGGGGGCUCCUACGGUGCAAAAAUAUCCCGAAACACCUGGGUCAGCUGUGCAUGUGCUCUCGCAGCACACGUGCUCAACCGUCCAGCUCGUUUGGUUAUGACAAUCGAGAGUAACAUGACUAUGAUAGGCAAAAGAUUCGCAGCUAAGCAUGACUACGAGCUGGGUGUCGAUGCUGACGGGGUGAUUCAGUAUUUGAAGCAGGAAAGUUGGCACAAUGUCGGCAGUUCAUUCAACGAUCCCAUCGCAGCACGUAGCAUCAUGCACUCGUAUUCAUGCUAUGACAAUACCACGUGGGCUUCCGUGGGAAAUGAAGUUCACACUGAUGUUCCAUCCAAUACGUACGCGAGAGCACCAGGCUCCACUGAGGGCAUGGCAAUGACAGAGAAUAUGAUGGAGAACAUAGCGCAGGUGCUGGGUAAAGAUCCUGUUGACGUGCGUCUGAAGAACAUGAAUGCAACGGAUAAGGCGCCACUGAGCCAGAUGAUCGACGACAUAAAGCAGACGUCGGACUACACUGCGAGAGUGGAGGCUGUCAGAAUGUUCAAUAAAGAACACAGGUGGAAGAAGAGAGGCAUAAGUUUGAUGCCCAUGAAGUAUCCCAUCGAUCAGGGAGGACAAUGGAGUUCCCUAGUAACGAUUUACCCUAGGGAUGGAACUGUGGCUGUUCUCCAUGGAGGUAUUGAAGUUGGUCAGGGGAUCAACACCAAGGUGGCUCAGGUCGCUGCUUACACCCUGGGAAUCGAUCUUGAUAUGGUCACGGUUAAACCGUCUAAUAAUCUUGCUGCACCAACCAAUGCCACCACUGGGGGAAGCAUCACCACGGAAUCCGCAGUCAAUGCAACGAUCACUGCUUGCGAGGUGCUCCUGGCACGACUGGAGCCGAUAAAAAGUACUUUGAAAAAUCCCACGUGGAGGGAAUUAGUUUUUGCUGCUUAUGAAGCUGAGGUGAACCUUUGCGUUCAAGCAAUGUUACCAGGUGAUCCAUCAAAGGGUUAUCCAGUCUAUGGGGUGGUCGUUUGCGAAGUAGAGGUAGAUGUAUUGACAGGAGAGCAUAUUAUUCGACGGGUCGAUCUUCUCGAGGAUGUUGGCGUAAGUAUGAAUCCUGAAAUCGAUAGGGGGCAGGUAGAGGGGGCUUUUGUGAUGGGAGUUGGUUACUGGACCUCCGAGGACCUCAUUUACGAUCCCAAGAGUGGACUUUUGGUUAACAAUCGGACGUGGAAUUAUAAACCACCGGGUGCCAAGGACAUCCCAGUAGACUUCCGAGUGGCAUUCAGGAAAAAAUCACCGAAUCCAGUGGGAGUGCUGCGGUCGAAAGCUAUUGGCGAGCCACCACUCUGCCUGUCAUUCAGCAUACUAUUGGCAUUGAGGAAUGCUCUGAACUCAGCGAGGAAAGAUGCAGGAAAUACCGAUCCCUGGUAUCAGUUCGAUGGGCCAGCAACUACUGAAAAUAUCUUGAAGACCAGCCUCACCACCAAAGAGCUCAUGGGAUUUUAAUUUAAAAAAUUAUAAAAUUCCCUGUUUUAACAGCGAAUAAAAUUUAAGUCCGUUAUAUCAGGGAAUAGACACCGGCCAUGUACACUUCUUCUGUAGAAAUUUCCGAAAAAAAAAAUAAAGCCAGACUUUUCCAAAACAA